AUGGCCAUGAGAAGGCAAAACUAUGCCUCCCCCGAAGAACAAGACGCAAACUACUGUCAAGUGUUCAUCGAGCACAUGAACAAAGACGCGACGAGCUGGUUUUCGAACCUCCCUGCCGAGACCAUCGACAGCUUUGAUGAUCUCAGCACGGCAUUCAUGAAACACUUUGGCAUGUUCAUGUCAAAAGGCAGCACCAAUCUUUUCACUAUGGCACAGGGAAAAGAUGAGUCUCUUCGCAAGUUCGUUGAGAGAUUCAAAACAGCAGCAGCAGAGCACUCAGACAUCCCUGACGCGAUAGGAAUCAAGCUUUCGAAAACGGGCUUUGGUUCGAAUCAAAGUUGA
Molecule: messenger RNA, 342 nt
Organism: Microthlaspi erraticum
Lineage: Eukaryota; Viridiplantae; Streptophyta; Magnoliopsida; Brassicales; Brassicaceae
Source: the annotation of a GenBank genome assembly